CAUAAAUCUAGCUACUUCUUUUUUACGUUUCUUUAUUGUGUAGCUCAACGAGGAGAGCUUGCAUUCUCUUGGAGCUCUCUUCUAGAGUAGGGUGAAAAAAGAAAACCCCAUUUCAAAGAGGGAUUAGGGGUUUUUUUUCCCCUUUUGUUCGGAGGGAGGAUGAAGAAAUGUCAAGUGGUGCUGAAAAGUGGAAGAAGAAGAAAUUGUAGUACUUCGUCGACGAUGAUUACGAAUGUGAGAUACGGGGAGUGCCAGAAGAAUCACGCUGCGAACAUUGGAGGAUACGCCGUCGAUGGAUGCGGGGAGUUCAUGGCGAGCGACAUGGAAGGGACGACGGGUGCUUUGACGUGCGCCGCUUGCAGUUGCCACCGGAAUUACCACAGAAGAGAAGUGGAAACCGAGGUGGCAUGUGAGUGUACCUAAUUCUUCGUAUGGUCAAUAGCUAAAG
Molecule: messenger RNA, 448 nt
Organism: Hibiscus syriacus
Lineage: Eukaryota; Viridiplantae; Streptophyta; Magnoliopsida; Malvales; Malvaceae
Product: mini zinc finger protein 1-like
Exons: 1
Coding region: 160-423 (87 amino acids)
Biological process (GO): regulation of DNA-templated transcription; regulation of developmental process
Cellular component (GO): nucleus
Molecular function (GO): DNA-binding transcription factor activity; transcription cis-regulatory region binding
Source: RefSeq, a predicted model, not a curated record